Molecule: messenger RNA, 1779 nt
Organism: Australozyma saopauloensis
Lineage: Eukaryota; Fungi; Ascomycota; Pichiomycetes; Serinales; Metschnikowiaceae
Exons: 1
Coding region: 1-1779 (592 amino acids)
Biological process (GO): phosphatidylethanolamine biosynthetic process
Cellular component (GO): cytoplasm
Molecular function (GO): ethanolamine kinase activity
Source: RefSeq, a predicted model, not a curated record
AUGUCUAGCCCCAUCUAUUGUAUACUAUCGGCGGGAUCGGUGCAUUGCGUCCCCGUCACGUCGUUCAAUGGCUUGUCGAAGGAGACGCCGACAAAGUUGACGCGGAUUCCCAACGUGGACUCGCUGCUGGACGGGCCGCCCACGUCGCUAUCGAUACUCUCUCCAGCAAUCCUGAAGAUCAAGAACAGAAAUCUCCUAUACACGCUCAACAAUCCGUCGCUCUCUGAUUUGGAGUCCGAUGUCAGCCGUAGAUUCUCCAACGACUCGCAGACGCCGGAAGACGAGGAUCGUAGUUUUGAAGCAGAGCUGGAGUCGGCGUCUGCUCCCGUAUUUGUAAACAAAAUGUUUCGUCUGUUGUUGCCAAAACGCUGGCAAGUCAUAACCCUGGAGGCUAGCGACGACAAUGGCGAUGAAACCGCGUCUAAUGACGAAGGCUACCACCAUACAUCAGGCAAGAGAAACUUUGCUGUCCCUGAGCUGCAGUUCAAAAAUAGCCAACUACACAUCAAGAUCGAAGACAUCGACGAGGGCCCGAAAGAGGCGGAAAUCGUCUCUAUCUUAAACGAUUAUUCUACCCACGCGGUCUAUUUGCCUCAGUAUUUUGUGGACUUGCAAACGAACUUGGAUAGUGACUACACCCAGAUCAGAACACUUCUCACGAAAAUUUUCCCCUCCUGGAAUCUGGAAAUCGUUGUCAAACGCUUGACAGGCGGUAUUACUAAUAUGCUACUAUCCUGUAAUCAUAAAGCAACGGAUCAAACCCUCCUCAUGAGAGUGUAUGGCCAAGGCACAAACCUUAUCAUUGACAGGAAUAGGGAGUUUGUCUCUCACUUGGUUUUGAAUUCUCUCAAAUUGGCUCCACCUAUCCAUGCUCGGUUCUCGAACGGCUUGAUCUACGGCUUCUUGCCCGGCCGCUCUUUGGAACCUGCUGAGCUUAGUAAAAAGUCCAUUUAUCCGCUAAUUGCUCAACAAUUGGGUAAUUGGCACUCGCGCAUCAACUGCGAGUAUAUUGAGGAUGGAAUUGAGAAGCUUCGAAAAUACACAGCUGGCCUCAAGAAACAUUUGCAACCCGACAAUGAGUCCAAAGAAAAGUCUCUCAAAAGAGAAAAGAAACAUUCGAAACUGCUCAAUAACAUAUGGGACCUCAUCGAAGACUGGAUCAUGAUUGUACCGGCUACUGAAGCUUUAGUCAAAAACUUCCAGAGUAACUUACCUGAUAAACUCAUCACCGCGGACAACAUUAGGGAUGUUAUACUCGAAGAGUUCAAAUGGCUUAAGAGUACUCUCAAGAGGGCAACAAAAUCUUCUGUGGUCGUAUCUCACUGUGAUCUUCUCUCCGGUAAUGUAAUCAUCCCAGAUGACUUUGACAUGGACAAUGAAGUAGAGGUCAAUAAUCUCCCUAAAUUGGUAGACAACCCUAUUCAAUUCAUUGAUUACGAGUACAUGCUUCCUGCACCUCGUGCUUUUGAUAUUGCAAACCACUUUGCUGAAUGGCAAGGAUUCGACUGCAAUCGUCUGUUGAUUCCGGAGCCUCUUAAUACAAACGAAACAAUGGUGACUUGGUGCAAGGGAUAUCUCAACAAUCCAGAGUCUUCGCAAGAAGAGGUAGACUCAUUGAUACACGAAAUAUCAUGCUACUAUGGUAUGCCCGGCUUCUAUUGGGGAAUUUGGGCAAUGAUACAGAGUGAACUCUCAACCAUCGAUUUCAAUUAUGCUGAAUACAGUGAGCUUCGUCUAGAGGAGUAUUGGAUUUGGAAAGAGAAGUUUGAUAAGAAUUGA